AUGACAAGAAAAACCUGGUUUCUCCCUCCCGAUUUUACCUUUCUUCCAGAUGGGCAAUUUGCGCUCGGCAGUAUCAUCCCCAGCCCCCGGCAGCCAACCGCCACUCUUGCCUCUGUCGCCUCCUACCCAGCUAUCAUCCUGCCGGAGACAAAGUCCAUUGUCGAGAAGAAUGUUAGCUUCUCAGUCGAAAAGACUCGUUCUCUUGGGUUCGAGCUUUUUGCCAAGCUUCUUGAUGCCAGAAACGCCAAGAUCGACGUGUCAUGGUACAAGAACAAGUCUUUUAGCGCCGUAGAUCAUGAGGUGCAUACAUACCACGGAGCCUUCGCUCCAGAGACCUUGAAAGCAAUCCUGGCCCUCGACAAUGUUAAGAAACACAUCGAGAGUGGGCGUUUUGGUAGGCGCCGCGUGUACAUUAUCACGGGCUUGCGCGUGGUGCGACAGAGCUUUACGGCCACAGAAGAAAAGGGAAGGAAUACGGUCUCUUCUGUCGCAGCAAAAGGAUUUGUUCCCACUGGUGUUGUGCCUGUCGUCUUCGGAGCCCGUAUUGCCGGAAAUUCAGAGGAUAGGACAAAGACUAGUUACGAGACAGCCCCGGGAAUCGUUUUCGCAUACCGUCUACAUGUAAUUCGGCCUAAGGAUACAGGUGCGGAUCAGGAGUUAUUUUCUGAUAGGACGGCGUUCUUUACUGGUGAAGCUGAAGCUGAAGAGGCCGAAAUGGAGAUAGUUGAGGUGGACGGUGCAGUUUAUCGGGAGGAUUUAGAUGCAGAACAGGAUGAUUACGAAGAGAAGCGACUCGACGGGAUAGACAAUGACUCUUAUAUCGUUUUUCAAAGUCAGCCUCAGCAGUAA
Messenger RNA from Trichoderma aggressivum f. europaeum, 849 nucleotides. RefSeq lists its product as uncharacterized. The transcript has a single exon. NCBI's taxonomy places the organism in Eukaryota, Fungi, Ascomycota, Sordariomycetes, Hypocreales, Hypocreaceae. The record is from RefSeq and is a predicted model, not a curated record. Bases 1 to 849 code for a protein of 282 amino acids.